UUUGAACUUAAUGAAGAAAGACUUAGCGAGGGUCUAUGGGUUCAUUUUUCAUCAUACCAUGUGUUUUUGUCCUCCAUUCGAGCAAACAGACAUUAGUUCUUGACUAUCCAGUUACCGUCGUCUUCCUACUUUGCACAAAAACCUCAAAAUGUCAUGUAUCAAAUUCGGACUUAUACUAAAAUCCUCUCUCUGUUCAUUCCAACUCCCUCAACGCACCAUUUCCACUCUAAAAAACUCCAUUCAUUACCCAGAAUUACCAAACCAAUGGACGGGUUUACACAAUUGGAGACACACUUCACUUAACCACGACCGAUUUUGGGGACCCAAUGGUCCCGAUAUUGUACCACUAUCCGCAAAGUCCAUUCAAGAAUCGACCUUGUUCGACUCGAUUUACUCGGCUUCGUCGCUUGCUGAAAUGGGUGCUGUUGUUCUUUGUACUAGUGAUCCUUUGAUGAAAUCGAAGCUUACCCAUUUGGGUUAUUGUAGGUGGCGUCAAGAGGGUCUCCCUGUUGGGAACUAUGUACCCCCGGUUCGACCUGCUCGACCCGAAAAUCCUCAACUGGUGGCGUCAAGAGGGUCUUCCUGUUGGGUGUGUUCUGAACCCCUGGUUCGACCUGCUCGACCCGAAAAACCUGAGUUGGUUCCAUCCAAGGAAAUUCCAUCUCCUAAGCACUCGGGUUUAUCUCUCAAUGCAUAUAUGCUUCAUAAUCUUGCUCAUGUGGAGUUAAAUGCUAUUGACUUAGCAUGGGAUACUGUUGUCCGUUUCUCACCGUACAGUGACCUUCUGGGUGAUGGGUUCUUUGCUGAUUUUGCCCAUGUGGCUGAUGACGAGAGUCGCCAUUUCGCUUGGUGUUCCCAAAGAUUGUCUGAACUUGGAGUCAGGUAUGGUGACAUGCCUGCUCAUAAUUUGCUUUGGAGGGAGUGUGAGAAAUCUUCAGAUAAUGUUGCUGCACGUCUGGCGUCAAUCCCACUUGUCCAGGAAGCAAGAGGUCUUGAUGCCGGGCCUCGACUGGUGCAAAAGCUAAUUGGCUUUGGGGACCAUCGGACUUCCAAUAUUGUGUCUAGAAUUGCUGAUGAAGAAGUUGCACACGUGGCUGUGGGCGUCUACUGGUUCAUUUCGGUUUGUGAGAAAUUGGGAUGCACCCCCUGCACAACUUUCAGAGAUUUACUAGAGGAAUAUAACGUUGAGUUAAAAGGACCAUUCAACCAUUUGGCUAGACAUGAAGCUGGUCUUCCACGAGAAUGGUAUGAUCCUUCUUCAAGCGUAGAAGAUAAGCAAAAGAAGCUAUCUCAGGUUUAUGAUCGAUUGGAAUGCAUAAUUGCUAUGGAAAAGGAGAACUCAAGUCUAGAUAGUCCACACCAAUGAUUCCUACAUCGAGGAACUGAUUCGAUUUCUUGAAGGGCAAAAAAUACCAACAGCAGCAAGCAGCAAACGUUCCUGCUAAAAUUCCAGCGAGCAAAGGACUUGUUCCCUCUUUGAUCCCGUGAAAUGAGCAUGAUUUGCUGUCAUCACUCUAACCUUGAACGCGUCGACUAUCAAACAGAGCCUAAACCAUUGACCUUACAAUCUUGAUUUCCAACUAAGCUCGGAUGGUUUACGGAUUGGAAUCAGAUUGGAUCGAUAAUAUUGAUCUCUUCAGCAGAGGCGGAGCUACGGGAACAAAGUUCAGUUGUACUCCCUUCGAGUAUAAAUAAGGUAAAACCAAAACUCUCUUGUAUGUAUAUAUAACUAUUUGAAUCCUCUUGAUAUAACUAAAGCUUCUAGUGUGCUGGUGCGAUAGUUUAUAAUAUUAAUCUAUGGGUGUCUUGUUUCUUGUA
This is a messenger RNA of Capsicum annuum, 1818 nucleotides long. RefSeq lists its product as uncharacterized. The record is from RefSeq and is a predicted model, not a curated record. The transcript is spliced from 8 exons. Lineage: Eukaryota; Viridiplantae; Streptophyta; Magnoliopsida; Solanales; Solanaceae. Bases 149 to 1366 code for a protein of 405 amino acids.